AUGCCGUCGGACUUUCUCGCGCAGUGCCCGGGCCUAGAAGGCCUAAACGCCUUCACUCGCCCUCUUACCCCAAACGAUGUCAAAUCGUGCGUAACGGUAGAGAGCGCAUUUGUCGAGUACGAGAGAUGCUCUGAAGAAAAGUUCGCGUAUCGUCUCAACCAAACCCCUGAACUCUGUCUCGGCCUCUUCAUCAAACCUUCCAAUAGCACCACGGAUCAAUUAAUCGGACAUGUCAUCGCCAAUAGAACCCAAUCUUCAGUCGUAACAGACGGGUCAGUGGAGAUGCCUACUUCCUGGGAGACUUUGGCCCCGAACGAGCGAGUCAUCGUCAACGGGGAAGUCAUCGGAAAUGAUCCGCAGGGUAAAAAUAUAGCGAUUCACUCGGUCGCUAUUAUCCCGAAGUACCAAAGAGGCGGAGUUGGGCAGGCCUUAGUAAAGACGUAUGUCGAAUAUAUCCGAAGUAAUAGGGAUAUUGUGCAGUCCGAGCGGAUCGUUCUGCUCGCCCAUGACUAUUUGGUUCGGUUCUAUGAGGGCGCUGGGUUUGAGAAUCACGGGCAGAGCUGGGAGAUCAACAGUGGAGAGAGCUGUCCCAAUGCGGCAAUCGACGUCACCCAGCGUUACAUAACUCUGACAUCAACGCCGACCCUAAACAUCUAUAAAACAACCUACCACCUCUUCCAAGAGCCACAAUGCCGGACUUUUAUCCAAUUUACGACCAUGGCUACAUUUAACCCUCCUCCACUGGUCGACAUAGACCGAUACGUCAACCAUAAACAAAGUCGCGCGCUCAACGCCGGCGACAUCGGCAUCUUCAAAUCCACCCUCCUCCCUUCCUUCACCAUCCACUCCGGUUUAUCCAUCGCAUCCUUCAUCGCCGCCAAAACGACAGACCGCGGCGAGAUCAAAGACUGGUGCUGGCCCUCCAGUCAAGUCCUGAACGCCUGGUGGAGCGCCAUCGGCCGGCCCAUGGCUCUCGACGAUAUCUCCUUUUCCUCCGCCUGGCGCAUGCUCCCUUGGACCGAGAAAGUGCUUCUCAGCUCCGCGACGAUCUGGGGAACGCGAUUAUUCUACCGGGUCGCAACUCGGACAAUCUCUCGUGGAAAAGAUGACCCGCGAUACAACGAGCUGAAAGCGAAGGAUCCCGAAUUCUGGAAGUCUGCGUUCCUAAAGCUGUUCUUGCCCGAGGCCGCGUUCUUGACCUUUAUCACCUUGCCGUUUACGCUACCGUUCCGAUUGAGCGAAACUUCGCUGGAUAUUACCCCUCAGACGGCAAACACGUUACGGACCGUCGGUGUGGCGCUGUUCUCGGCGGGUUUUACCCUCGAGGCUUUGGCUGAUAAGCAGUUGGAAUCGCAUCGCCAGGAGAGAACGGACUUGUGUCGCCAUGGAGUGUGGAGUAUCGUGAGACAUCCGAACUACCUCGGCGAUGCUCUUGUUCACUUCUCUUUCGUCGUCCUGAACGCUGCCAGCUCAUUCAACCCUCUUGUACUACUCGGCCCCGUGGCAAACUACAUCUUUCUUCGAUUCGUGGGCGGCGACAAACAGAACGAAGAGAGUCAGGAGGCGCGAUACAAGGCACAGGAUCCGCACAAAUACGUGCAGUUGCAGGCUUGGAAGCAGGAGAAGAACAGCUUCUGGCCGAGUUUAGGUGAAGUGCUGAACCCGUGGACCUGGGCUGUGCUGGGAAGUGGAUUGAUAGGGGUUGCCUUAGAAGAAGGUAUCAGGGGGUGGGUGAUGCAGUGUGGUAUCACGCGCAGCAAGAAGAAUAUUGGCCAUUUCUCGUACAUGGGACGGUUGUCCUUCCCCGAACAAUCGACUAAACCGUGGUGCUUCCUCAACGAGGCCGAAGCAGCCUAUAUCAUCGACACGAUCGAGCGCGACCGCUCCGACGUGCACGCUAAAGCCUUCUCGGUGAAGGAAUACCUCCGCAAUUGCGCUGACAGUAAGGUCUGGGCGUACUGUCUGCUGUACCUGCUCACCGCGGCUAACUCCUACUCGAUUGCGUACUUCCUGCCUAUUAUUUUUGGAGGCAGCAUCGGUGGUAUCUUCGGAACGACAGUGUUCCGUGCGCAGGAUGCACCUGGAUACCGUCCCGGUUUGAUGGCCACCAUGCUAGCCAACGCAGUGUGCGUGUUGGUUGUCGCAGCGCUGAUGUUCAAGUUCCACCGGCCGAAUAAGCGUGUCGACGCGGGUGGGAAGCCCAUCGAGGGACUGGUUGGGUUCAAGUAUACUCUUUAG
Molecule: messenger RNA, 2238 nt
Organism: Aspergillus affinis
Lineage: Eukaryota; Fungi; Ascomycota; Eurotiomycetes; Eurotiales; Aspergillaceae
Product: DUF1295 domain protein
Exons: 7
Coding region: 1-2238 (745 amino acids)
Cellular component (GO): cytoplasm
Molecular function (GO): aralkylamine N-acetyltransferase activity
Source: RefSeq, a predicted model, not a curated record